Molecule: messenger RNA, 2223 nt
Organism: Theobroma cacao (cacao)
Lineage: Eukaryota; Viridiplantae; Streptophyta; Magnoliopsida; Malvales; Malvaceae
Product: phosphoadenosine phosphosulfate (PAPS) reductase family protein
Biological process (GO): FAD biosynthetic process
Molecular function (GO): FMN adenylyltransferase activity
Source: RefSeq, a predicted model, not a curated record
AAGGGGCUUGUUAGAUAAACAAUUUGUGGCGUCUAAGGGAAACCCCAUUCACUUUGUUUUCUUUAUACUUGAUAUAUUUGCUUCUUCACCAAAAUAUCUCUUUAAUUUUGUUUUUGUUUGUUGUUCUAACGAAAACCCAUUAAAGAAAAAGGCUCAAGGAAGAGGAAAGGAGGAAUAUACGUUUGUUUUUAGAGCUUUUCCUUUGGCUUUGAAGUCCAAAGAAAGUCAUUUCCUUUGCAAGUGAAAAAUAUGGAGAUCGAUAAAGCAAUCAGAGAAAGUGAUGAUACGAGGCUUAAGACCAAGUACAACAACGCCGUCUAUGUUAUUAAAAGAGCUCUUGCUCUUUACUCUAUUGAAGAGGUUGCUUUCAGCUUCAAUGGAGGAAAAGAUUCUACUGUUUUACUGCACCUUCUUAGGGCUGGCUAUUUUUUGCAUAGACGGGAGCAAAAUUGUCCUAAUGGGGUUCUGACAGAUUUUCCAAUUCGAACAAUAUAUUUUGAAAGCGCUUCUGCAUUCCCAGAAAUAAAUUCAUUUACCUAUGAUAUAGCCAAGAUGUAUGGGAUGCAAAUGGAUAUUAUCCGUUCAGAUUUCAAGUCUGGUUUGGAGAUGUUGUUAAAAGCUAAACCAAUCAGAGCAAUUUUUCUUGGUGUUCGGAUUGGUGAUCCCACUGCGGUAGGCCAAGAGCAGUUCUCCCCUAGUUCACUAGGAUGGCCAUCUUUCAUGAGAGUAAAUCCUAUCUUGGACUGGUCAUACAGAGAUGUAUGGGCUUUCCUCUUGACUUGCAAGGUUCAAUACUGCAGUCUUUAUGAUCAGGGUUAUACAUCUAUUGGGAGCAUAUAUGACACGGUGCCAAAUGCAUUGCUAUCCAUUAGCAACACCUCCAGCAAAGAAAAAUUCAAACCUGCAUAUUUGCUUCCUGAUGGAAGAUUAGAGAGAGCAGGGAGAGUUAAAAAAAUUUCUUCUUCAGAUGGCACUCGUCUUCCUGCCAUCAACAAUGGCCUAGACAGUGUGGAUUCACAUAGAAACAGGAUGUUUACUGCCUCAGUUAUUGGUGUGGGGGAUGAGAUUCUGUUUGGCACCGUUGAGGAUCAGUUGGGACCUUCAUUGUGCAGAAAGCUCCAUUCCAUUGGUUGGUUGACAUCACAAACUGCUGUUGUCAGGAAUGAUAUAGAUUCUGUGGCUGAAGAGAUUGAACGACGUAAAUCUACCAAUGAUGUGGUGUUUUUGUAUGGAGGUGUGGGCCCAUUGCAUUCUGAUGUUACUUUAGCAGGUGUGGCAAAGGCAUUUGGGGUUCGCCUGGCUCCUGAUGAAGAAUUUGAGGAAUAUCUAAGGCAUCUUAUCGGUGAUCACUGCACUGGUGAUCGAAAUGAGAUGGCUCAGUUACCUGAAGGCAUCACUGAACUAUUGCAUCAUGAAAAGCUGCCAGUGCCUCUUAUCAAAUGCCGAAAUGUAAUCGUGCUUUCUGCAACAAAUGCUACUGAGCUGGACAAGCAGUGGGAUUGUCUGAUUGAAUUAACAGUAUCUGAUGGCUGCUUAGUGACAAUGGAACCAUACUCAUCAAAGCGCUUGACAACAAAUCUGACAGACGUAGAAACUGCUCAACCCCUAUCAAAACUUUGUCUUGAAUUCCCGGACCUUUACAUUGGCUGUUUCCGCGAAUCUAGACAAGGGCCCCUGGUAAUUAGCUUUGAAGGCAAGGACCUGGCUAGAAUUCACGCAGCUGUAGAAACGUUGUGCAAGAAGCUCCAUCCAGAGGCAUUCUCUGAAGUCAACUAGAUAAAUCUGCUGUUCUUUAAAGUUUUGCUUGUCAAGCUUCAAAAUCCAAGAAACUUAUUUAACUGCAGCAACUGCUAAUCCCUGUUUCCAGAAUAUAUAUGAUGGAAACGUGGCGUUGGAUAGAAUUGGUAGUUGGAGUUGUAAUUGAUAAGGGAGAAGGAAAGUCAAAAAGGGAAGAUCACAAUAAGUUACAUGCUCUAUAAAUGGGCAGGGCCUUACGUUUAUACAGCAGUCAUAAUGAACUAACUGUUCAAAACCAGAGUGACAGUUUAGGACUGUAAACAAUAUGUAUUUGCUCUUUAGCUAAGAUCAGUGAAUCCCACGCUCAAUUCUCGAGACCAAGUCUUUCAGAUUAGAGCGAAGUGAUCAUUCUUUCGAAUUAUCUGAUUCUCCUCAUUUGUUUGAAUCGCCAUUACUCUUUCUUAUUCAAGUGCUGUCUUCCAUUUA